GAACCUUCCUCCUUCCAAUCGAGACAAAAGAAGGAGAAAGGCGAAGGGAGAAGCUCGUCGCAGAAUUUUUGAAAACGGCUACCAGAACACAGACACACGCACACACCCUUCCGAACCUCUGCACCUCAUUGUCUAUCACAACCCGGUGCAUUCGAACCGCUGGAAGCUGCGUUCCGAUGAUGUCAUACCUGUGGAUCCUGCUGAUCUCUGGAGCCUUGUUGGUUGGACUUGCUACCACACAAGAUGACGUGGCCCCAACAGAGGAUGCUGACGUCCAUUCAACCUUGCUGCCCGAAAUUGUAGAGCAUUUCGACUCCGAGGCUGUUGAGGAACUAGUACCAGAAAGAGAACCUGAGCCAACUGAAGCUGGACCACAUGAAGAAGGAACUCCAGCUGAAGGGGAAGCACAGCCGGACGCUGUAUCCCAGGCAGAACCGGAACCAGAGGAUCUCGCAGAAGAAGAAUCACAAGCAGAUCCUACUGCCGAUGAAGAACCAGGAGCAACUACCGAAGGAGAAGCGGAGGUGGCCUCGGAAGAGGAAGAACCAGCAGCUCCAGAAGAGGACCAAGAGGCGACAGCUCAACCAGAACAAGAGGCUGACGCAGAAGAAGAACCAGAGGCUGCAGAGGAACCAGAAUCUACAGUAGAACCAGCAGCUGAACCAGAACCAGAUGCUGGAGCAGAACCAACAGGCGAACCAGAAACAAAGACUCCAAUAGAACCAGCUGCUGAACCCGAACCAGAGGCUGCAGCAGAACCAGCAGAAGAACCAGAAGCUACUGAAGAAGUAACUCCAUCACCUCAAGGUCCUGCGGCUGGUCCAGAUGAUCCAGAAUCUGCACAUGACAUUGCCGAUGUGGAUGAAGAACCCAGCGCCGGCGCUGAUGUAACUCAUGCCCACGAUGAGCACGGCUCCGAAGAUGAAGGCACAGCAGGAGCCGAUGCAGCUGUGCCACAUGACGAGUCAGCUCAUGCGGGAGUGGAGGUGGACGUUGGCACCGAUAUAAAGCCCCAAGUCCCUUCAGAUGGAGGCUUGAACUUGGAAGAUGCUCUGUCACAAAGCGACGCGCAAGACACGCCAGCCCAUUCGGGGAGGAGCAAGAGUGCCGGAUCAGUGGCACAUGUUGCUGAAGCCACAGGAGAAGCUGCUGAUGCUGAAGAAUCCGGCUCGGGCUCCUUGGCGGCAAUUUUGUGUGCGGUGGGUGUUGCCGUUGCGGGAGCGGGCACUGCAUACUAUACCUACCACAGGAAGAAACUCUGCUUUAAGAAUUUGCAUGAAGAAGACCCCGAGGCCGCACGCAAGGCCGACGCAGGCGAGGCUCAGUCGGAGCCUCAAGUCCUUAGCAACCUGCUGAACUCUUCGUAGAGCAGAGCUGAUCACGUGACACGACUAGGACCAACCAGUCAAGCAAAGUGGCAAGCUCACUGAUCUGAGGCUUUAUCCACUGUGGAGGCGCAUUACUGUGAGGCCCCCAUUUGGGGCUGUGUGUGUGUGUUUGUGUGUGUGUGUGUUUGUGCGUGCAUACGUGUGUAUUCAUUAGCAUAGUAUGUGGGUGAAGCAACAAAGCAAUUUGAUUAGCAACGACAAUUGGCCAGACAUUUGUUUGUCCAAACUUCUCAUGGCCGAAAUACUUUUCUAACUUUACUGACACAAGUCCAUUCAUUUAUAGGAAUUGAAAAAAAACAACAACACUGUGACUGAUCUCUUUUUUCAUGUCAAUUUUAUUAUUGUAUGUUGACAGGGUUUAACUAUUUAAAACCAGCCACGAUUUACACACAGUUGAAAUGACAUAAUUAUUAAUAAUUUAAAUACAACCCCAACAAAUUGAUUAAAAGAACAAACAAACGUUAAGUGGCGUGCGUGUGCUUUCUACCACAUAAAGAUCAGCGAUUGGGGUGCAAACAAAACCUAAAUAUUAUCAGUAUGUGUGUGCAGAGUGGACUUGCAUCUGCAUAGCAAUUGAAGUCGACAGUGGAUGGAAAGUGGGAAGUUCUCAUGAUGUGUGGGAAUCUGGUAAAGAGAUUAGAAUAGGCAAUCAAUUGUCUUGAGGUAUAAAAUACUGUAAAUAAACUAAUGAUAAAAAACAAAACGCUGCAAAACAGCAUGCCUCUAUCAAAAAGAAAUUUUAAUCUGGGUCUUGAUUUACAACUAUUUGCGACCCUUAUUUAGCUGACUUUGGGAACCGUGCCUACAAGGGAGCAUCAGUAUCAAGGCUGAUUUAAGUUCUAACCAAGAUGUUUGGCACAAGUGGUUGAGGAUUGUGGAUUGAUGGACAAUAAAAAAAAAGCGGCUGCCAUCAUUGAAACACUUUCCAUUCCGUGGAUUUGUGUCCUAAUACAUUUACUCAGUUAGGUGUACUUUAGGAGCUAUUCAAAAGUCCAUAUCACAUUUUAGUGGCUGAAGCCAAGUGUCACUGUGAGAUUUGUAUUUAGAUGCUGUCAGUUGAGUGCCUUUCACUGUCCCAGUCUGGCUUGUCCCGUGUACAGACGCAUCGAAUGUCUCCAGAACAUCCACUCUUUAUUGAGAUGCUCAUUUUAAUGGCUCAAAGUAUCCUUUUAUGUUCUCACAAGCCACAAUUUAAAAGGUUCACCAACACAGUGGACUCUUCAGCGUGAGAAAUAUUGACUUUAAUUGCCAUUUAAAAUCAACGUUGUACUAUUUUGAGGAGGAAAAAAGAAUUUCAAAUUAAAGUCACAUUUGUAUACCCAAAUUUAAAUCACAUCCAGCUAAUCUUAUGGCUUGUGAGUUUAUUGUACAAUGUGGCUCUUUAUUCUGUUCAAGCCAGCUGUCUUUUUCUCUAAUAAUCACCUUUUUUUUUCAAUGUAAAUCCUAUCCAUUGUGUUUAGUGAGGGGCCUCAGACUGAUUGUUUUUGAAUAGCGUGUAGCAUCUUUAGUGAUUAUUAUUGUGGAAACUUGCCUAAAAAUGAAGUGCUGCGAUGUUAAUGAUUUACUUAGUAUCGUAGCACAAACUGCUAACAUCUGAAUGUCUUUUUUUUUCUGUUGCCUUACAGUUGCUGUGUUGCCUUUAAAUCUUGUUUGCUGCUUAAU
This is a messenger RNA of Syngnathus typhle (broad-nosed pipefish), 3050 nucleotides long. RefSeq names its product cell surface glycoprotein 1. Bases 177 to 1367 code for a protein of 396 amino acids. The record is from RefSeq and is a predicted model, not a curated record. Lineage: Eukaryota; Metazoa; Chordata; Actinopteri; Syngnathiformes; Syngnathidae. Gene Ontology annotation, biological process: homotypic cell-cell adhesion; positive regulation of neutrophil extravasation; T cell extravasation. The transcript is spliced from 11 exons.